GCAGCUAUCUUUCUCCUUUUGGCUGAACAUGUUCUCUCUCCUUUCCCUUUUCAUGCAUCACUCUUUCUUCCUCUUUCUUCAUUGCAUAAAACAGUUCAGGGAAAACAUGUAUGUGAAGAAUAUCAGGACCAAUAUCUCUAUCUGGUGCUGUUGAAAGCUGGAAAAGCUUUCUUUAUUGAAUAUGUGGUUUAAGAAUGUUUUGGGAAAAGCAGAUGGUAAUUAAACAAAUCACAUUUUAUUCCUCUCACUUUAAAUAGAGGUUGAAGAAUGAUUGGUUCUCAAGAGAGUCCAAGUAUGUUCAAUGUUUGACCAGUAGAGGGAAGUGUUACUUAGGAGAAAUACCGGCGAAAUUGACCCUUUGCUGUUGGAGAGAAUAGUAACAGCAUAUACUGUCCCAAUGGUUCCUUUAACUAGCAAAGGUAUCAUCCAUGUGAGAUAGUUUCUGUUUUUAUAUACAACUUAUAUUUAUUAAGCUUAACUGUAAUAAUAUAGUCAACCUGCGCUGUGAAGUACCGUACGUUUCUGCUAUCUCUCGGGGUUCCAUAAUAUCUAACGAUUCAUGUCCUUCAUGGUUCAUUGACUGUGGUCCAUCCAAAGAUGGAUACAUUUUUGUCAGAUUAUGGAUUUAUAAUACGGAUUUACGUUUCUACUGAUGUUUAUGCAUUCGAUAAAGCUCUACAGGACAAACGUAUUAGUCUGGAAUAUUUUUUUCUAGACGGUUUCCACAGCGACGUAAUAGAAACAGUGGUUCUGGGAGGGACUGGUACAGUAAGAAAUGAGGAGGAGCUACUAUAUGAGAAAGUUUCCGCAACUGAGUCAUGCAUUUGUAAGUACAGUAGGUCGUAGCGCUCGCAUUUAGUAGUCUAUUUUAGUCGCGUUUUACUGUGUAGGUCCUCUGGCGAAGCCCUUCAUAAGUACCAACUAUGGAUGUACGACAAAAAUAGGUUGUCACAUCCAUUGACAGCCUAAAUCGUUCUGUUAUCAAUGGUCCACUUUAUGGGGAUGUACCCAUAUUGGCAAAGCAUCCACUCCGGAUACAUCGAUGAGAUGUUUGAUGCUGGAACAUGGAAGGUACGCAAUAUUUGGGAUGGGGUAAAACUGGAGGUUGGCGAAGAAGAAAGCCCGGUGGUCCUUAGCAGUUUUACACAUUUGGACCCUGACCUACCGCUAUUUGAGAGCUCGACGCAGGAGAUCGGAGAGGAGGUUGAGGACGGGGCGGUCUUCACCAUCACCCUGAGGAAGGUGCAGUUGCACCAGUCGGCUAGUAAGGGGCAGCGAUGGCUGGGUGUGGAAACGGACUCGGCCCUCAGCCUGUACGAGACCUGCAAAGUACGCACCAUAAAGGCCGGUACGCUGGAGAGGCUGGUGGAAUACAUGGUGUCCGCGUUCAGCGGCAACGACUCCACCUACGUCACCAUCUUCCUCUGCACCUACCGCUCCUUCGCCACCACCGAGCAGGUGCUGGAGCUCCUACUCGACAGGUACGCCAAGCUACAGACUCAGCCGAGGAUAGAUGAACGCAGACCCGCGCUGGAGGACAGCACGGAGCUCCGAAACACCGUGUCCUCCAUCCUGGGGGCGUGGCUGGACCAGUACUCUGAGGACUUCUGGAGCCCUCCACGUUACAGCUGCCUGCACCAUCUGAUGUCCUACCUGCACCGGCACUUCCCCGGCUCCGACCUGGAGCGCCGCGCUCGCAACUUGCUGAUUCUCCUGCAACGCCGGCAGCAGUGCGAGCCCGACCUGGACGUCGAGCACAUUGGCUGUCCAUUCGCCACUCAGGAAGAGAGUGGCUUUGAAGACGAACCUCCCGCCUUGAACUUUCUUUCCUUUGACCCCAUCAUGGUCGCUGAGCAGUUCACACUCAUGGAUGCGGAUCUGUUCAAGAAGGUGGUCCCAUACCACUGCCUGGGGGGCAUCUGGUCCCAGCGGGAUAAAAAGGGGAAGGAACACCUUGCCCCCACCAUUCGGGCCACUGUGGCCCAGUUCAACUGUGUCACCAACUGUGUCAUCACCACCUGCCUAAGCAACCCCUGUCUGAAGCCGACACAACGUUCCCGGCUGGUGGAGCGCUGGAUAGAGGUGGCCAGGGAAUGUCGGAUCCUCAAGAACUUCUCGUCUUUGAGAGCUAUACUGUCAGCCCUGCAGUGUAACUCUAUACACCGUCUCAGGAGGACCUGGGAUGAGGUGUCCAGAGAGAAUUUCCGGACUUUUCGUGAGCUGUCAGAGAUCUUCUCAGAUGACAAUAACUACUCUCUAAGCCGGGAGCUGCUAGUCAAGGAGGGCACGUCUAAAUUCGCCACACUGGAGAUCAACCCUAAACGAGCACAGAGGAGACACCAACAGCAGAGAGACUUGGGAGUGAUGCAGGGGACCAUUCCUUACCUGGGCACCUUCCUCACCGACCUGGUCAUGAUGGACACGGCUAUGAAAGACUACACAGAAAGUGGACUUAUCAACUUUGAAAAGAGACGAAAGGAGUUUGAGGUGAUAGCUCAGAUUAAGCUGCUGCAGCUGGCCUCCAAUAACUACAGCUUCACCCAGGACAGCCUCUUCAGGGAGUGGUUCUCUGGAGUGGAAAGACUAAGUGAGGCGGAGAGCUACGCUCUGUCCUGUGAGAUUGAACCGCUGUCAGAGUCAGCCAGCAACACUCUCAGAGCCAAGAAGAACGGGGGAAUCAUGAAACGCUGGAGCGAUCGCCAGUUAACAGAGGCCAGCUGCAGCGGGGCAGGACACUCAAAGUCAUUUGACCAGUCCAGACCUUGUCAGGCUGGCGACAGUGGAGAUGCCCUCAGUGUCACUUCAGCCGGCUCCAGUGGCUCGGACCUUGAGGAUGUCAACGCUAGCUUCCUUUCUGACUCUCCGGACACCCAAGAGAGGAAGACGUCUACAUCCUUAGUAAAACAUUCCGUCUCUGCUAUGAGGAAAGAGAGCCAGACUUCUGAUUCCAACUCCACGUUUUGGGAAUCCACCUCCUUGUCAUCUCUAGACACCUCAGGGAUGGGUUCCGGUUCGGGCUCCAGCAGCGCCUCGUCCUCCUCGGUGUCCUCCUCCACUGCGCUCCAAGGAGCCUCCCGCUCUCACAAGCGGUCUGUCUCAGCUGUGUCCUGCUGCUCCAACCUCUCUCUGCCUCUCUACAACCAGCAGGUGGAUGACUGCUGCAUCAUCAGAGUCAGCUUAGACGUGGACAACGGAAACAUGUACAAGAGCAUCCUGGUUACUAGUCAGGACAAGACACCAGCAGUCAUUAGGAAGGCCAUGAUAAAACACAACCUGGACCAGGAGAAGACCGAGGACUAUGAGUUGAUGCAGAAAAUAUCUGACGAUAAAGAGCUGCGGAUCCCAGACAAUGCCAACGUUUUCUAUGCCAUGAAUUCUACGGCGAACUAUGACUUUGUGCUGAAGAAACGUGGCCUAUCCAAGACAGGCCGGGCCAAGAGUGUAGCCAGCUCCACGCUGCCGCGAAUGAAACAGAAGGGCCUGAAAAUUGCUAAAGGCAUCUUCUGAGGGCGAGGGUCACAGAUCCCUGUCAACAGUUUGCUGGAUUAAGGCCUUUAAAUUCACCCAAGAUGAAGGAUCUUAGAACUUAUCACGUCUGCAUGCAUCAAAAGCAGGCAGUAAACAGGAGAAGCACUUAACUGUACCAACACAGUUAUGUGUCCAGGUCAGCCCGAAGAGACUGGCGUCUUCGUGGCUCAGGCCUUGAUGAAGGGGAGCUUAUCAAUGUGCUGUUCCUGACCCUGUGUGCCUGAUUUUAUUGUAUCAGUGGUGUUUACAUAUGGAAUAUUCUAGUGUAUAAUGUACAUAUUGCCACAUUGUACACUCUGACUGUGGGGUGGUUAGAGGGUUGAUGCAGAGUGCAUAGAGAACAGGGGUGGCCUGAUUUAUGUCACUGAGGCAGUUUAGUCUCUUGAGGCCUGAUGUGCUUUGUCCUCCGUGAAUAGAUGGGAAAACGCUCCAUUGUCAGGAGUUUUACUGCAGACGCCGCCAUAUUGAAUGUGGGUGAAUGUCUGUGCCCAUUUCAGAGACAACCCAGUGUGAGGUGUGUACACUAUUAAGAGCAGCCCAUAGAUGCAGAUAGUGUAUUAUUGAGUUGCUACCACUACAAGGAGAAAAUAUGUUGCAGUGGGGCUCUGUUUGCCUGGAAGCCUGAACUCCAUGCUCCAGCUGACUGGUGUUCCACACCUGUGGAUGUUGUUUUUAUUCCUGCAAGGAAUCUAGAUAUGAGCAACUCCUAGAGAUCCUGGUUGAAAAAGAAUCUGAUUGGUCACAGAAACUGAUAAAUUCUGAGAACUAUGAGUUGGGCCAUUAUCUAAGACAUGUGGGUAAAUUUGGACAUUUUUAACUGGCUUUGAUUCUCUGAUUGGUUAAAAAUGUUUUGUAAAACACCACUAAUUUGAAAUUCACUAGUUUCUGACAAAUAAGUGGCGAGAAAUGUAAUGAAAAUUUCAGUGGUCAUUAAUGUGCUCGAAAUGCUCAAGAACAACAUUUGAAAAUAUUACACAGGGUUGGUGUGGAAAAAAAGACAGAAAUAGAGAUGUGAUGAGAAUGGGUAAAAAUACCCAUAAGCUAUUAGCAUUAGUUUACAAUGGACCUUUAAGGUUGACAGUGUUAACAUUACAGUUAGGCCUUUUCUCGGUUACUUUUACUUUGCAUUUCAUAGGUCAAAAAUAAACCUCUAUUAUAAGAAAGAUGUUGGUAAGGACAGGCAGGACUUUGAGACCCUCCUAUGACUGUAUAGUGUAUCACAGUAUAAUUCAGGGACACUGAUGAUGGCAUUUUACAUCCGGUUCAUGCUCUCUGUGGGAAAAACAAUGGUUUACAUUCCAGUACUAACAGUGGGAAUUGGCGGUAUCGUAUAUAAUUUCAGACUGCCUGAUGCCUGUCCCACGCAUGCAAGAGGAGGUUACAGUCUUUGCCAGUUAGCAACCCCAAACAUGCUUCUUCAUGAGAGUAAUGACACAAACAAUUAGAUUCUCACAAGCAUGCCAGGGGUCUUUUAUGUCAUGGAAAAUACAGCCAAAAAAGUGACAUGCCUUUGUUGCUCAGUGCUAAAUGCCGGUUCCCAACCAUGUUAAAUGGCACUUUAAUACAUUCAUUGCUAGCCAUGAUGGGACCAUAGGGGGAAAAAUAUGUCAGAACCCCCUCCCUCAAUGUCAACUAUCCAGAUCUCUUGUUUCCAUGGCUUGGAUGGGGCAGAGAAGAGGCUGUUUUUUCUGGACUUGCAUAGCAUGAUGAUUGCUCAUCUCUGCUCUGAUGUUCCCUUACACUGUGAUUGGGUCUUUGCUUAUCUCUCUGAUAAGGUGCCCUUCUAUGCUGAACACUGUGAACACAUAGAGGAUCAUGUAGUGGUAGAAAUAUUUUCAGGCCUUGAAGAGAAGAUGACAACUGGUUUACCUCUGUGUGUGCCAAAGCGAUUGGUCGUGUGGGGUUCUGUCACUCUCAAAAAAAAGACAAUGUUUGUUUCAUUUGUCAUUUACUAGUGCUUCUUGUGGAGAUGUGCAUUCCAGUGUUGUGUUCGGAACACUAAAACAGCAAGCCUAGCCUAGUUGGCACUGUGGUUACGACUGGUUUACUAUGGAGCAUCUGGAUCACAUCCCUGAGAAAUAACAGUUGUUUUUAGAGGGUUUUUUGGUGGGGGUGGGGGGGGGGUUCUGCACAUGUGUGCUUUACAUACCUGUCAGUGUUUACGACCCUUUGAUUAAUUUCUGAUUUACUGGAGCUUGCUUUGUUUUACCUGGAUUGACUGUGCAGUGUCUGUUGCCAUUACCACGUCGUUGUAACCUUUAACCUUUCAAACCUUUGUGUCAAUUUGCAAUGUCUUGUUUCUCAUAUUUUUCUAUUAUAAAUUAUUUAAGAACAAAGAAUAUUAAGGUGUCAUACGGAAUUGUCUUUGUAUGUCUAUUGACCUGGCAUUAUUUAUUGAUUUGUACAUAGAAAUGUUGUGCCUCUUAUGUAAUUAUAGAUGAAUAUAUAUAGGCUGCCCAUGUAUAUAUAAAUAAACAUACAUCUACAAAAGUAAAUUCUCAUUGAAAUGUGCUAUUUGGGUGUAGGUUUAUGAGGUGAGAACUAGAAGAUGGCUUCUACCUUGGCUCAUACAAUGGAUUACAAAGAUCUUAUAGUUCCAUUCCUUGUGCUGUCACCCUCACCUACCUGAUAUCUGGCCAGCAGGGAACAGGUCAAACCACAUCAAGCCACCUCUGAACUGAAAUAAAGAAUACAUGCAAUACA
Messenger RNA from Esox lucius (northern pike), 6231 nucleotides. RefSeq names its product ral guanine nucleotide dissociation stimulator. Gene Ontology annotation, cellular component: plasma membrane. The record is from RefSeq and is a predicted model, not a curated record. Gene Ontology annotation, biological process: Ras protein signal transduction; positive regulation of GTPase activity. NCBI's taxonomy places the organism in Eukaryota, Metazoa, Chordata, Actinopteri, Esociformes, Esocidae. Bases 985 to 3507 code for a protein of 840 amino acids. The transcript is spliced from 18 exons. Gene Ontology annotation, molecular function: guanyl-nucleotide exchange factor activity.